Molecule: messenger RNA, 1779 nt
Organism: Tripterygium wilfordii
Lineage: Eukaryota; Viridiplantae; Streptophyta; Magnoliopsida; Celastrales; Celastraceae
Product: DNA cross-link repair protein SNM1
Exons: 9
Coding region: 26-1420 (464 amino acids)
Biological process (GO): interstrand cross-link repair; double-strand break repair via nonhomologous end joining; protection from non-homologous end joining at telomere
Molecular function (GO): 5'-3' DNA exonuclease activity; damaged DNA binding
Source: RefSeq, a predicted model, not a curated record
CGUCGAGUCGUCGGUUAAUUUUCAAAUGCAAUUUUCCCCAAUCAUGGGUGGCAGCAUUACAGGAGAAUACGAUGGAUUUGCAUAUGAACAUGAAUCCCCCGAUAACUAUGAGUAUGUCGUUGAUGAUGAUGAGGAAGGGUUUCCUUCGUUUCGACUCCUCCAAGACGAAGACGAACUAGUAGAAGGAGAUGAAGAAGAAAAGGUAUUUCCUUCGACUUCGGAGAAGAAACCGAAGCAGCUGAAACAGGGGAAUCUAUUGGACAUGUGGGGGAUAAAGACGCCCCAACAUUCAUCUCCAUCUCCAUCUCUGCCGCCUCCACGCAAAAAGACGAGGACUGGUAACAAUUCUGAACAAGAGAUUGGCAAAUCGAAGCCUUCCAAGACUUGUCCUUUCUACAAGAAGAUUCCAGGGACACCAUUCUCUGUGGAUGCAUUUCGGUAUGGUUCUAUUCAAGGCUGUUCCGCUUACUUUCUUACUCAUUUUCAUUCUGAUCACUACGGUGGCCUCACUAAGGGAUGGUCCCAUGGCCGUAUCUAUUGCUCUCCGCUCACUGCUCGUCUUCUCACGUUGUGUCUUUCUGUGGAUCCAAGAUUUAUCCGUCCUUUGGAAUUCAAUGUUGAAUAUGUCAUCCAUGGAGUAUGUGUGACAUUUCUGGAUGCUAAUCACUGCCCAGGUGCUGUUCUCAUCCACUUUCGUCUCAUAGAUGGACAAACCCAUCUUCACACUGGAGACUUCAGAGCUUGUAAAGCAAUGCAAACUCACCCGCUUCUAGCCAAUCAAAGAGUUCAUGUCCUUUACCUGGACACAACUUAUUGCAAUCCAAAAUACAAGUUUCCUUCCAAAGAAGAUGUAUUGAGUUAUGUUGUCAGAAUUACUGAGAACUAUCUUAAGAAGCAUCCCAAUACCCUUGUGGUUGUUGGGGCAUAUAGCAUUGGCAAAGAAUGUGUUUACCUUGCUAUUUCUGAGGCCUUGGGGGUUAAAAUAUAUGCUAAUGCGCGGAGAAGAAGGAUUCUACAUUCUUUUGGUUGGCCUGAGCUUUCUGGGUGUCUCUGUGCUCACGGGACGGACACAUUUCUUCAUGUGCUACCUAUGUCGUCCCUGCGGUUUGAGAGCCUGAAGGAUUACUUGAAAGGCUAUGCAAAUCAAUAUAAAGCAGUUUUGGCAUUUCGGCCUACAGGUUGGACAUACUCUGAGCAGUUAGGUAACCAGCUUGAUCUAAUUAGACCCAGUUCCAAAGGCAACAUUACAAUUUAUGCGUCUGCUGUAGGGGUUCCAUAUAGUGAGCACUCCAGCUUCACAGAACUGCAAGAGUUUGUUAAGUUCUUGAAGCCUGACAAGAUAAUUCCCACUGUCAAUGCUGGGAAGCCCGCUAACCGAGACAGGAUGCAAUCCUAUUUCCGAGAAAUGCGAAAGAGCUGAUGUCUUUGCAUGAAUUCACAAUUCAAGUUCUUCAGUUGCAGAUGUUAGCCAGAUGCUCAAGCUCAUUGUUGGACCUAGAAAUGAGAGUCUUAAUGCAUCUUCUUUAUCAUGUUGUUUCAACUCAUUUGAUACCUCACCAGUGUGUUAGACUGACUAGCAGCCAGCCACUGAAAGUGUAUUGCGGGUUUCACCAAUGGAUGCAUAAAGUUUUAUGGAUUACUGGUCAGCCCUUACUAUACUUCUCUCCAUAAACUCUUCACCUCCAUAGUUGAGAAAAUUUUCUGCUCAUUUUGAUGGAUUUAUUAUAAUACUCUCGCAUCUUCAUUUGUUUUGAAAUGAUGUAUCAUCUUCUUGAUUUG